Leguminivora glycinivorella is the source of this 1751-nucleotide messenger RNA. RefSeq names its product neuropeptide FF receptor 1-like (gene NGR-A12). Gene Ontology annotation, biological process: G protein-coupled receptor signaling pathway. Gene Ontology annotation, cellular component: membrane. Gene Ontology annotation, molecular function: G protein-coupled receptor activity. The record is from RefSeq and is a predicted model, not a curated record. NCBI's taxonomy places the organism in Eukaryota, Metazoa, Arthropoda, Insecta, Lepidoptera, Tortricidae.
AUGAUGUCCAACGUGUCAAUGAGAUUGCUGGAGCUGGGCAUAGGCAACGCGUCACUGCUAGACGUACUGGACGGACAGCUUGAUGAGCUGGACAUCUUGUUUAGGCCAGAGCCAGUUCUUAUCGCUCUCUAUGUGCCUGUCAUUCUGCUGUCACUUGCCGCUAGUUUGCUCAUCGUUGUCGCCGUCAAAUGCAACUACACUAAGAACGUAACGAACAUUUUCCUGGUGAACCUGUCGACUGCAGACCUGCUGGUGACGGGGGUCUGUAUGCCUCUGCAGCUCAGCAAGGCGGUCACGCUGGUCUGGUUCUACGGCGACACCGUGUGCAAGAUCGCCAACUAUAUGCAAGGUGUAGCAGUGGCGGCGAGCGUGUUCACAAUCGCAGCGAUGUCCGUCGACCGAUGGCUAUCCAUUUCACCAGAACCUCGCUUGCGACCUCCAAGCCGACGACAAGCAGUUCUACUGCUGUUACUGCUGUGGUGUGCGGCGAUGCUCAUCUUUUUUCCAUUGCUCAAAGUCGCAACCGUACAGAGAGAGGCCGUGCCUGUUAUAUCUAAAGGCCUUUUGAACGUUUCGAUAGUCUCGCGAGAUGUCCAUUUCUGCACGGAAGAUUGGGGGGAGUUGGACACGCGGAAACAGUUCGGCUUGUUCAGCUUCACGCUCGUCUACGCUAUUCCUGGUUCAAUAACGAUACUGUCGUAUGCGUUUAUGGGCAGAACCUUGUGCUCCGUCAAGCCGCCUUUCGACAUCGACGAGGGAAACGUCAGCAUGCAACAGGGUCUAAGGCUAAUGAAAGAGAGGAAGAGAGUGGCGUGGAUACUGCUGUUGCUUGCCGUCCUUUUCGCACUCUGCUGGCUGCCAUACAACAUUAUGCAGCUACUACUCGACAUGUAUGUGGUCAACGCCAAGGACCUUAGCAUGUUCCUGCCUUACGCUUUAUUAUUAGGGCACGCGAACUCCGCGAUCAACCCCAUAGUAUACUGUAUUAUGACGAGAAACUUCCAGCGGUCAGCGCGGAAGCUGCUUUGUGGCAGGGGAGUUUGCCAGCAAGCCAAGUUUACGUGGCGUUGCACGCAGAAACCCGAGGGCUCGUCCAGUGACUACGAGCUCUACCACGAGCCCCACAAACGGUGCUAUCUUCAGAUGAACGCGCUCCGGCAGAACGGGCACUUCGCGCACGCGCACGGCGUGGACGCGCGUACGCAGCUCUCGCACGUCACGCGCUCGUCGCGCCGCGCCGCGCCGCACGCGCUUUCCGCCGAGAUGCUGCAGAGGCACGCGAGGCUCGACCUGAAGCGCUGACAGCUGAUGUAUAAUUAAAGUGCACGAUUCGCAAGUGGCACCAGAAGAAUGUCAACUAAUUUAUAAGCUACGCAAGAGGAAAGAUUUAACAGUCGCGCUUCCACCGACAUGACAUACAUAAUCACAUUGAUUGUAUAUGUAAUUAUUAUGUAUAAUCUGCCAAAGCUUAAGGUCCAGUCGUGCGCUGCACUAUGUCAUGUAUAAAGGCCUUAAUUAUUAAGGCCUUUAUACUGGUAUAUCGGGCACAGUUUGCACGUGGCCCGUAGACGUACUUCAGCAACGGCUUUACCUUAUACAUACAUAUAACACAUUCACUUUGUAACUGUGUAUUUAAUGGUUUCGUUCCUAGAUGCUCUGUGAACGUAUUGGACGUAUGUUCAAGUUGUAAUGAAUUACGAUACACAAAAAACGAAACUCAUUAAAAAACGAUAUAGGUAUGUAAAUGCCAU